UCCCGGCUCCCUCCUCUCCUCUUCGCCCCUGUGCUACUACUACUACAGCUGGCGGCUCCACAUGCGCGGCGGCGCUCCGUAGCCUUCACCGGCGACACCGGUUCCAGUCUGCAGGCAUGUCGACCGGUGGUUCAGACGGGACGGCGGACAGGCCGGCAGAUCCCGCUGCAGAGGAAGGAGUCCCGAGCCAGGCAGGCUCCUCGCUGCCAACUGUCGAGCUGCCAAGGAAACGAAAGGGAGAUGUGGAGGAGAGGCAAAGCCUCGACGUCCAAAUGGAUGACGACCUCAGCAGAUCUGAAGGAGAGGAUCAGCAGGUCAAAAUGAAAUGCUUCAGGGAGCCUCACAGCCAGAUCGAGAAGAGGCGGCGGGACAAAAUGAACAAUCUCAUUGACGAGCUGUCUGCCAUGAUCCCCGCUUGCCAGCCCAUGGCCCGAAAACUUGACAAACUCACUGUGCUACGGAAGGCUGUGCAACACCUGAAAGCCCUCAAAGCUGGAACAAGCAGCGCCUUUACUGACACCACCUACAAGCCUUCCAUCCUGCCUCAUGAUGACCUCAGGCACCUUCUGCUCAGGGUUGCAGACGGCUUCCUGUUAGUUGUAACCUGCGAUCGGGGGAAAAUCCUCUUCAUCUCCGAGUCCAUUUCCAAGAUCCUCAACUUCAGCCGGUUGGAGCUGACUGGGCAGAGCUUGUUCGAUUUCAUCCAUCCCAAAGACAUCAACAAGGUGAAGGAACAGCUGGCGUCGUCGGAGCUGAACUCUCGCCAACGCCUCAUUGAUGCUGCAACCGGGGUUCAGGUCCAGGCGGACGCUCCCAUCAGGCCGUCCCAUUUAACCACAGGAGGUCGGAGAUCCUUCUUCUGCCGGAUGAAGCACGGGCGGGUGGCGGGGAAGCAAGAGGACAAGCACUCGCUGCCCAGUACUUCCAAAAAGAAAGAGACUCACAGAUACUGUACCCUCCACUGCACUGGAUACAUGCGGAGCUGGCCGAGCAGCCAGCUGGACUCAGAGGGUGACACUGAGAAGGAGACCUCGAGCCUGACCUGCCUGGUGACGGUGUGCCGCCUCAUCCCUCACGCCUCCCACCAGCCUUCCAAAGACAUUAACGUCAAGCCCGCCGAGUUUGUCACCCGCUGUGCCAUUGAUGGCAAGUUCACAUUUGUAGACCAGCGGGCCACGACAGUUAUUGGUUAUUUGCCGCAGGAAGUUCUGGGCACGUCGUGUUAUGAGUACUUCCACCAGGACGACCUGCAGCCCCUAGCAGAGAAACACAGGCAAGCUCUUCGAAGCAAAGAGAAGAUUGAGACGCCAUGCUACAGGUUCAAAACGAAAUAUGGCUCCUAUGUUUCGCUCCAAAGUCAGUGGUUUAGUUUCACAAAUCCAUGGACCAAAGAAGUUGAGUUUAUCGUGUCUUUAAACAGGGUUAUCCCGGGGCCUGGUCCUGCAAAAGAUGAGGAGGCGGGCAGCUCAAAGGUUCAGGUCUCACUUCAGGAAGACACAAAGCAAAUACCCAUAAUUCCUGGACUUUCCAGUGGUGUUGGCACAAUGAUCUACGCAGGCAGCAUAGGGACCCAAAUCGCAAAUGAGCUCAUCGACUCUUACAGCAGGAUGAACUCCUCUCCAUCUAGCGGAGCUUCCAGUCCAUUUGGUCUGGCCCAGGAGAAAGGUCCGCUGGUUUCCCCACAGACCAGCAGGAGUGCAUCCAGCAGAGAGGAGGCGGCAGGCAGUUCAUCGCAGUCCCAGUCUGACUCAGGGACAGCGGCAGGCACCAGCAGCGGAACUUCUGAAAGCACAGGCGAGCCGUCCCAGCUGGACUUGGACAGCAUGGUGGUUCCCGGGCUGAGCAACUUCAGCAGCGACGAGGCAGCCAUGGCGGUCAUCAUGAGCCUCCUGGAGACGGACGUGAACAUGGGUCAGUCGGGGGACUUCGAGGAUCUACACUGGCCUUUCUAG
This is a messenger RNA of Chelmon rostratus (copperband butterflyfish), 1952 nucleotides long. RefSeq names its product aryl hydrocarbon receptor nuclear translocator-like protein 2. Gene Ontology annotation, cellular component: transcription regulator complex; nucleus; cytoplasm. Bases 117 to 1952 code for a protein of 611 amino acids. NCBI's taxonomy places the organism in Eukaryota, Metazoa, Chordata, Actinopteri, Chaetodontiformes, Chaetodontidae. The record is from RefSeq and is a predicted model, not a curated record. Gene Ontology annotation, molecular function: DNA-binding transcription factor activity, RNA polymerase II-specific; protein dimerization activity; RNA polymerase II cis-regulatory region sequence-specific DNA binding. The transcript is spliced from 17 exons. Gene Ontology annotation, biological process: regulation of transcription by RNA polymerase II.